AUCUUUAUUCAUUAAUAAUUUCACAAUGUUGUGAAUUCAUAAUAUUCGUGUUAUUCUGUUAUUGACUAUAGGUAAUUGAGCAAAUGAAUGUUUAAUGCUAUUUUUGUACCUCUGCAGUCUGCAGUGAGAUAUUGUGCAAACUGCUGCCAAUGCGUCAACCAAUAAUAAUUAAAAAAUGAAUUUAUAGAUCAUAUUAUAGUAUAACAUGGCCGGACGUAUAGCCUCAGCCUCAAUAAGGGCAGUAGUUGGAAUCAAGAAACCUAUUAAGGCUGCUCUCACCUUGACACCAUCAGCCGUUGAUCAACUGAAAAAGAUACUGUCCGGAAAAUCAGAUUGUAUUGGUCUUAAAAUCGGUGUUAAACAACGGGGAUGCAAUGGUCUAAGUUAUACUCUAGAUUAUGCUAAUGAAAAACAUAAAUUAGAUGAAGAAGUUGUACAAGAUGGAAUACGGGUGUUUAUUGAUAGAAAAGCUCAGUUGACGUUACUUGGAACCGAAAUGGACUUUGUUCAGUCCAAAUUAUCUUCAGAAUUUGUUUUUUAUAAUCCAAACAUUAAAGGAACUUGUGGGUGUGGUGAAAGUUUUAACAUCUAAACUUAAAAAGUUUCAAAUAAGUUAAUACAAAAGAAGAGAAGAAACCAGAUUGGUAUAUAGUGAGUGGAUGAAUAGUCAAUACCAAUUACAUAGUUUUAUAUUUCAUUUAGAUGCAGUAAACUUAUAUUAUUGUUAAUAAUUUAUGUGUUGUACUGUUACUAUUUGACAAUGUGAAUUGUUAUUUAUUUAAAUUAUUUAAAUUGUUGUUUGUUAAAUAUAAAUGUAUCUUAUGACUUAUGAGGAAA
Molecule: messenger RNA, 837 nt
Organism: Myzus persicae (green peach aphid)
Lineage: Eukaryota; Metazoa; Arthropoda; Insecta; Hemiptera; Aphididae
Gene: MagR
Product: iron-sulfur cluster assembly 1 homolog, mitochondrial
Exons: 5
Coding region: 206-592 (128 amino acids)
Biological process (GO): iron-sulfur cluster assembly
Cellular component (GO): mitochondrion; cytoplasm
Molecular function (GO): 2 iron, 2 sulfur cluster binding
Source: RefSeq, a predicted model, not a curated record